Molecule: messenger RNA, 3205 nt
Organism: Micropterus salmoides (largemouth bass)
Lineage: Eukaryota; Metazoa; Chordata; Actinopteri; Centrarchiformes; Centrarchidae
Gene: smarcd2
Product: SWI/SNF related, matrix associated, actin dependent regulator of chromatin, subfamily d, member 2
Exons: 13
Coding region: 435-1955 (506 amino acids)
Biological process (GO): regulation of transcription by RNA polymerase II
Cellular component (GO): nucleus; SWI/SNF complex
Source: RefSeq, a predicted model, not a curated record
GUGUGUGUCCAGUUACAAGAAUACUUGGUAUUGCUUUAGACACUCAGUUUUGUGGUAAGUCAGGCGUUGUCAUGUUUUUCAUUAGCCUCACAAGGAAACCAGGUGCUAGUUAGCGAUGUUAAGUCUUAACAAGCGGAAGAGGUAACAAACAGCAGCCACCACUUGGUGUCCAGAAAGAAGUUAGGAGGAAGAGGCAAAUCCCGGAACUUGAAACGGUUGCAAACGAGCUAAGUUAACAUUAGCUAGCUUUUUGUUGACAGUGAGUGUGCUUGCUGUCAACUCAGAACCAGACCCCUUUAACAGUAGCUGUAGUUAACUUGCUAACUAAUUACGGACGUGUACCGGUGACUUCAUUUAGCCGCUUGCCAGACUUGUAUUUGGACGGAAAUUUGAUAGAAGUUUCCGUCACUUUGAACCACUUGUGGAUCUAGAAGAUGGCAUCAAGAGGAGUCUUCACGUCUUCUUCGAUGAAUCCGAAUAUGCACCCCAUGAAUAUUGGGCAUGCUGCGGGCAUGAGGAUCCCAGGCAUGCCCCAACCGUCGGCGGGAUACCCCCGCAACAUGAACAGCUCCCCCCAGUACCCCCAGCGCUCAGGGAUGCCACCCAACAGAGUGGGGGGCCCAAUGGGGUCAAUGGGGGGUCAGCUGCCUGGUCCUUCCUAUGGUGGUGGGAACAUGUCCAUGCGGCCAGGCAUGGGGCCUCCAAGCAUGGACGCCUCGAGGAAGCGGUUCCUUCAGCAGCAUCAACAACAGCAGCAGCAGCAACAGCAAGAUGCACUGGGAGGCCUCAGACGAGGGGCAAAAAGACGUAAGAUGGCCGACAAGGUUCUCCCACAGAGGAUCCGAGACCUGGUCCCAGAGUCCCAGGCCUACAUGGAUCUCUUGGCCUUUGAGAGGAAACUGGAUCAGACCAUCGCCCGAAAGCGCAUGGAGAUUCAGGAAGCCAUCAAGAAGCCCAUUAUGCAAAAACGCAAGCUCAGGAUCUACAUUUCUAACACGUACACACCCAGCAAGCCUGAGGGUGAGGAGGCAGAGAAGGUGUCCUCGUGGGAACUGAGAGUGGAGGGCAAACUUCUGGAGGAACCUGGCAAGCAGAAGAAGAAGUUCUCAUCUUUCUUCAAAAGCCUGGUGAUCGAGCUUGAUAAGGAGCUCUAUGGACCUGACAACCACUUAGUAGAGUGGCAUAGAAUGCCCACCACUCAGGAGACCGACGGUUUCCAGGUCAAAAGGCCUGGCGAUGUGAAUGUUAAAUGCACCCUUCUGCUCAUGCUCGACCACCAGCCCCCUCAGUACAAACUGGACCCGCGGUUGGCUCGUCUGCUGGGUGUGCACACACAGACGCGGGCCAGCAUCAUGCAAGCUCUUUGGCUCUACAUCAAGAACAACAAGCUGCAGGAUAGUCAUGAGAAGGAGUACAUCAACUGCAACCGCUAUUUCAGACAGAUCUUUGCCUGUCCUCGCAUGAGGUUCUCUGAGAUUCCCGUGAAACUGGCCAGCCUGCUGCAACACCCUGACCCCAUCAUUAUCAAUCACAUGAUUAGUGUAGACCCCACAGAUCAGAAGAAGACAGCAUGCUAUGACAUUGAUGUGGAGGUGGAUGAUCCACUGAAAGGCCAAAUGAACAGUUUCCUCUCCUCUACAACCAACCAACAGGAAAUUGCUGCACUGGAGAUGAAGAUUCAUGAGACAAUUGAGUACAUCAACCAGCUGAAGACUGAGAGAGACUUUAUGCUGAGCUUCAGCAACAAUCCACAGGACUUCAUUCAAGACUGGCUCAAGUCUCAAAGCAGAGAUCUGAAGUUGAUGACAGAUGUGACAGGAAACCCAGAGGAGGAGAGGAGGACUGAGUUCUACCAGGCGCCCUGGGUACCGGAGGCAGUAGGAAGAUAUGUUUACUACAGAGUGCAGCAGAGGAGACAAGAGUUGGAGCAGGUGUUGGGUAUCCGACUCACCUAAAGACAUAUUAUGAGGAGUCAGAGCCAACUUACUCAUCAAAUGUUAACAUUUAACUCAAUAGAAAUUGGAAUUUGCUUGGAAAGAAAUAAGCUAAAUGUUCACAAAGCCAUCGUCUCUGACAUGGUAUGAUAAACCAGCAGUGCGAUACAUAUCGUUUCUGUCAUAUAGAUAAUAAUUCUAAAGUUAACAAAGUAAAUGGGACCAAAGUGAUGAUUAACAUGUCCUUAAUAAUAUGUUUGCCUUGCAUCUUUCAUUUUGAGCCUGUUCAAAUAAUCUUGCCUUUUUUUGCAAUAUGUUUUGUUUAUGGUACAAUAUGCUUAAAAUGUUUUAAGCAUUGGUGCUGUUUGGGUGUUUUUCACCAUCACGUUGUGUGCUAUUUUGAAAAAGCGUGUGUGUUUACCUUCAUAUUUAAAAGCCAUAACCUUUAAAAAGGAACAAUACCUGAUGUCUGGUAACAUCUAAAAAAAAAAAAGAAAUUGAGAAGGUGGAAUGGUAGAAUUAAAAUAUAUAUCCAUAUUAUUUCAAACAUAUGUUCAGAAAAUAUGGAUUAUGUUCUACAAGAACAUAGGAAUACUUAAUUUGUCUUAUGACUUAGGAAGUAAUAAGAAGCCAACAAUAAUUUUGAGGUGCUGUUUUUUUAUAUUGGGGAAUAUGUCAUUUGAAAUGAAACCUUUCUUUAUUUUGUAAGAAAGCAGGAUUUCCAGAAAAAAUCUAUUUUCGGGAAGGUUUGAGCUCCUUAUCUGUACAAGGACAAGAGUUCACUGUGUCCAUCUGUAUUUUAGCAGCUUUUUUUGUACUUCUUGAAUGUUUACAUGCUGUUUUCAUUUGUUAUUGGGGGCUUUUCAUUGUUUUAAUGCCAGGAAGAGGAACAGCGGCAAGCUCUUUGGAUUGAAGGGUUCUUCCUGUAAGAUCCAUACCUCCCAAGAAGGUUAACUGGUAUUAAUAAAAUAGGAAUGUAGUUGUAGUGUGCCAAUAAAGCAGUACACCAAAUGGUUGUGUACUGUUUAGUUUCAAAAUGCUAUUUUGUUUUUAGGUUUUGUAUGAGGGUUUCUCCUGAAUUUCUUUAAACAUUCCAUGUUAACCAAUAUCUUCGUGCUAAAAUUAGUUUUGUGAAGAAGGCACUUGUAGGCCCUGUACAAUUAUUUUUGUACAGCCUCUUUGUAAAAUGUUUGCAUGUUGUGUACCAAUCAAAUGCCUUUUACCUUUUAUACAUUUGAGGAUUUUUUUUACAAUAAAUGUACUUACAAAUA